Molecule: messenger RNA, 5265 nt
Organism: Meyerozyma guilliermondii ATCC 6260
Lineage: Eukaryota; Fungi; Ascomycota; Pichiomycetes; Serinales; Debaryomycetaceae
Exons: 1
Coding region: 1-5265 (1754 amino acids)
Biological process (GO): late endosome to vacuole transport; mitochondrion organization; protein retention in Golgi apparatus
Cellular component (GO): extrinsic component of membrane
Source: RefSeq, a predicted model, not a curated record
AUGUUUGAAUCGCUAGUGGCCAAUCUUCUUAACCGGUUUCUCGGUGCCUAUAUCGAGAAUUUCGACCCCAAGCAACUCAAUAUCGGUAUUUGGGGCGGUGACGUCAAGCUUCGUAACCUUCGCUUAAAAAGAGAUUCGUUGGACAAGUUUAAACUUCCUGUCGAUGUCAAGUUUGGCCAUGUGGGCGAACUCACCCUUCAGAUUCCCUGGUCCAAUCUCAAGGGGAAACCCGUGAAGGUCAUUAUUGAUGAUGUUUACGUGUUAGCUUCUCCUAAAAUAUUGGAGGAUUUUGAUUUGGAGGAAGAAAAAAACCGUGAACAGCAACUUAAGCGUGAAAAAUUGAACAAUUGGGAAGCAUUAGAACAAGCAACGGUUCAGAAUCAAAAUCUCACCAAUGACCUUGAAAACAAUGAGUCGUUCACAGAGUCCUUGGUCACCAAAAUCAUUGACAAUCUUCAGGUGACCAUAAAGAAUAUUCAUGUCAGAUACGAAGACGACUCAAUUCUCACUGAGAACCCAUAUGCUUUGGGUUUCACCUUGAGUGAGCUUUCUGCUGUGUCCACCGACCUGUCGUGGACCCCUAGUUUCAUCACUAUCACUCAGGCCUUGACCCACAAGUUACUUGUGUUGAAAAGCUUCAGUUGCUAUAUGUCUACAGAUUCUGAUCUGAUCGACGGAGAAGCACAGGAAAUGCUUGAACGGUUCAAGAGCAUUUUGAAUAUCACCAGUGAUGUGACCGCCAAGGAUAAUCAGUAUUUACUUCGACCCAUCUCUGGUCAAGGUAAACUUACCAUCAAUAAGAGAGGUGCUACAGAAGAGAAUCCUCAGUUCAAGACGGAGUUUUUCUUUGACGAAUUCGGCGUGGUUCUUGACCAUAACCAGUAUCAAAACCUCUUGUGGACAGCUUCCAAGUUCCACUACUACAUGAAGACCCAAAGAUUCAGAAAGUUGCGCCCCAAGGUGACCGUUAAAGAAGACCCGCUCGAAUGGUUCCGAUUUGCAGCACAGACAAUCUUGAACGAAAUCCAUGACAAACACUACAAGUGGACCUGGGAGCAUUUUGCCAAGCGCCGUGAUCAACGUAAAGCGUAUAUCAGACUUUGGAAGCUUCACCUUUUGAAGAAGAAUCUAAGCAAAGAAGACAAAGAGGAACUCGAACAAUUAGAGUACGAUUUGCCGUAUGAGGAUAUCAAGUUGUAUCGCUCUCUCACCAGAUCAGAAAUCAAAAAAGAGAACAAGGGCAUUUCGCUCAGUGCUUUAUUACCGAAGACUGAGAACAAAGGCUGGUUUUCAGGCUGGUGGGGCGGUCAACAACAGCCCAGCAAAUCUGAUCCAUCUGCUCCCGAAUCUGAUCCUUCUAAAAUGGACCUUCAGCUCAGCGAAGAACAAAGAAAGGCACUUUACGAUGUAAUAGAAUACGACGAAAACAGGUUGACAGAAGCUGUCGAUGUGCCUAGAGAGAGGACGGUGAUGGAGGUAAUCGCAACUUUGAGGAAAGGCGGAAUUGCCGUCAAGAGAGACAAAUCGUCGUCUAAUUUGGGUGAGAUUGUGUUUGAACAUUGCAAAGCUCAUGUAUUUAAACGUCCUGAUUCGUUGCUCACGAACUUCCAGUUGCAAGAGUUUCGUGUUGAGGACGGCACUGAAGGCGCUUUGUACAAACACAUGGUUAGUGUAAAGCAUUUGCAUUCUCAUGAGUCUCGACUGGAGCGUUCUUCUGAGCCACCAUCAUCCCUGGCUAGCGUCGAUGAUGUUUCAAAGGUGGGAUGGAAUGAGCCAUUUUUCAAGAUUUCUUUCGAGAAUAAUCCACUAGAUGGUUCUGCUGAUUCUGCUCUCAAGGGCCAUCUCAGAUCCAUGACUAUAUUCUACAAUCCUCAUUUCAUUGAAGAGAUUAUAAGAUUUUUCAAACCGCCAAAAAUGCACUUAGAUACUGUGGGUGCAAUCAUGAAUGCUGCUGAGGCCACAGUAGAGGGAAUAACCUCGCAGACCAGAAUAGGACUUCAAUAUGCUUUGGAGGAGCACAAGACUAUAAACGUGAAGCUCGACUUACAAGCACCAUUGAUUAUAGUGCCUCUAGAUCCUACCUCAUUCAAGACACCAGUGGCUAUUUUGGAUGCGGGCCAUCUAAGUGUCAAAAGUGCUUUGGUAGACAAAUCGAAUAUUGAAGAGAUAAAGUCAAAAGCUACCUAUGACUCCAAAGAUUGGGAAAAACUCAAGACUUUAAUGUAUGAUGAGUUCGAGCUCCAUUUGGAAGACAGUCAGUUUUUGAUUGGACCAAGGUUCAAGUCAGCAUUACUGAGCUUGCACGAUGAUGACAACAGCAUGUCCAUCUUAAGCCAGUUCGAUAUGCGCUUUACCCUCGGUAUUUCGAUCAUGCCGAGUGCCACAAGUAUACCUCGUUUCAAGAUUCUGGCUAAGGUCCCUGCAAUAAAGUUGAGUAUGAAUGACUUUCAGUACAAAACUAUGAUGAAGAUUAUCGAUGCUGCAAUUCCCAAUAUCGACAGUUCAGAUAUCAGUGAAACCGGGGAAUUUGAGACGUUUGGAAAUGUCGAGCAAGAUGAUGGGUUGGUGGUUGAUUUUGGGUCUGAUUCCGAUAGUGAUUCGAAAUCUCCUACUCCUACAAAGAAUGCUAAUUCAAGCUCAGAUAGAUCGUUGGAACAGCAUCUCUUUGACUUUGAUUUUAAAGUUGAUAGGGUACUGCUUUCUUUGCACCGUUGUGUUGACGCUUCAGCAUUGCAGACUGAUCCAUUGGUCGAUCUUAUUGGGGAAAAUUUGCACAUGUUUUUCGUGAAAACAGAAAGAGACAUGGACCUCUCGCUUACAUUGGAUAACAUCAAUCUUUUGGACUACAUUGAAAAUUCAGGUGUUAGAGAGUUUGACCAUUUGAUAACAUCGAAUAGACUAGAUGGCACUGAUGUCUCGUCAAAGGCUGACAUGAAACAGCUUUUCAAGUUGAACUACAAGCGUAUGCAAAGAAUAGUUGAGUUCAAAGGCAAAGAGAUUGAAGUUUUCGACCAGGAUAUUGAUUUGGACGUAGCGACAGUCAAGUUUGUGGUCCUGAGAAAGUCAUUGUUGAGUCUUUUAAACUUCACAUUGAAUACUUUCACGGACCCUAAUGCAGAAGAGACUCCAGCAGAUGAGCUCAAGCACAAUGAUGCAACGGACGAGUCAAUUGCUCCCGAGCGAAUUAAUGUCAAGGUCAAUCUUGAUAGCAUCAUCAUGGUCCUCAAUGAAGACGGAAUUAAGCUUGCGACCUUGAAGCUUAGUACUGCAGAAGUAAGUGUUCUUGUACUUCCUGAAGCUCUUGAUGUUCGUGGAAAAUUGGGAGCUUUGACGCUCCAUGAUGAAAUCAACCAUGGUUCGUCGAGAGACUCGGUUCUUCGAAAUCUCUUCAGUAUUGAAGGUGACAAUCUCGCGGAGUUCAAGUACAUCACCUACGAUCCAACUACCAACAACGAACCUUACAGCUCCUAUGUGGAGUUCAGUUCUGGUGCGCCAAACAUCAACUUUAUUGAGGAUGCCUUUGGAAGAAUAUUCAACUUUUUGUCUCAGUUCCAACAAAUGAAGAGUAUCUACGACUCUGCUAGGGAAGCAGCUAUAGAACAGGCAAGUACCAUAGAAGGAGCAAACCAAAUGAAGUUUAAUGUUGUUGUUAGAGCCCCUACUAUCUUGUUUCCUAGGAUUGUUCCCGAUGGAAACAGAGGUUACGAUAGGGUAACAGCACGUCUAGGCGAAUUGUACGCAUUUAAUGAGUUCAAAGAGGGCGAAAAUGGUAUAUUGAGGAACGUCAUUGAUGCUGGAAUCCGCAAUAUCAAGUUGGACUCCUUGUUUCAUUUCGAUAAUGGAGUUCAACAGUUGACAAAGAUCGUUGACGAUUUGGAUCUUUCUAUGAAGAUAGAUUAUGCUGACAAUUUGCAACUCCGAGAAGGUGAGAGGCCGACGAUUAUUGUCGGUGGAAGUUUGCCUGAGCUUGAUUUAAAGCUUACAGAACUUCAACUUCAAUACUUGACAAAUUUGUCUGACUCAAUUACCAAGGUAUUUACUCCAGAAGCAGCAGAUGAUAUAUUGCAAGAAGUAGAGGAAGAAGCUGAUACAGCGAAUGCUGCAGUGAGGGAGGCGGCUAAGGCUUUGAAGCCACCCUCAACGGAAGCGGCUGAGAAGAAAAUGGAUACCAAAACUGAAAACGUAUCGAAAGUCGACGACUCUCAUCUUCAAGUAAAAUUUGACUUUGAAGUUCCUCGCGUGAGCCUUACUAUUUAUAAUAGAACUUCGGGCAUUUCGGAUAUCAGUGGGCUUGAAUUAUCCACUUUCUCGUUGAACAAAUCGAGAAUUUCUUUCGAGUCUCGUGAAGACACUCACUUCACGGCAAAUGUCAACGUCAAAUCGUUUGUGGUUGAGGAUGUUCGAAGCGAAGGUCAGAAUAAAUUCCGUGAAAUUAUUCCUCCUUCUUCAGGAGAAUCGGACCAAUUCGAAUUGACCGCCACUUCAGAAGGAACCAAAGAGAAGAAAAAUGUUACUGUGAUACUCGGAGUCGACAAUCCGAAAACAAUACUUGCCCUUGACUACAUCUUUGAAUUGCAACGAUUUGCUACUAUUGGCAUGGAGAAAAACGUCUCCAUAGGUGACAUGGAAGACGCUUAUGAGAGCAGUGAGGAGGAUGUUCAACUCGAUCGACGUCUCAGUGUGAGCAAAAAAACUGUUACAAGCACUCAGAAACCAGAAGUGAAGCAUGAGAAGGACCUGCCCGACGAAGACACGGGCAUGAAGAUUGGUUACUCUGUGAAUGUCACCAACCCUUCGAUUAUACUUUUGGCUGACCCUACUUCUUCAGAGUCGGAAGCUAUUGUAUUCAAGGUAGGUCAAGUGCUCAUUACCAGCCAGAAUGUGAUUUCUUUAGCAGCCAACAAUAUUGGCAUGUUUUUCUGCCAUAUGAAUGAUUUUGAAAAGAGACUUCGAAUCAUUGAUGACUUUUCGAUUUCAUUUGCACUCGAUGCAAGAGGCUCCUCUGGUAACAAAUUCUUGACGAACAUCGAAGCAUCUAUAGAACCAAUGUUGCUCCGUUUGUCUCUCAGGGAUAUUCGGUUAGCGAUUCAAAUCUUCAACAGAGCCGUCGAGCUUUCUCAGCAAGCUCACUCAGGUCAAGAAAGUGAGACAGACGAAAGUGGAUACAAUUUUUCAGAUAAUUUCAAACGGCGAUUGUCUUCAAUAUGCGCCAACUAUAAUGUCGGGAUUGCCUUUCGACACCUAAAAACUCUCUCAAGUGAAUAA